Messenger RNA from Amoebophrya sp. A120, 2439 nucleotides. The record is from the annotation of a GenBank genome assembly. NCBI's taxonomy places the organism in Eukaryota, Dinophyceae, Syndiniales, Amoebophryaceae.
GGACCACAGUCAAUGCAGCACGUACACCAAACGCACUCGAUACAGGUGGUCUAGGGCUUCGACGUUUCUGUUGUUAUAGGUUGUGUUAGUGUUACUGCUUUUCUCUUGCCGUUUCGACGCUAGAGUUGGUUCUCGCUCUGCUUAUCCGAUCGUGAUCGUGUAGAAUAUAUCCCACAUAGAACUAAGUACAACUCUAUUCCAUGAUCAUGUCCACAUUCGUCUCCGUAUUUGUUUUCCUCGUCUCGAGUGUUGGACUCGUCGACGAAACAUGGGGCCUUUCUGUAGUUCUCGGACGAAGAUCGGGUGCUACUGGCGCUGCAGCUACUGCUCCAGUUUCGACCGCCAGCGGUGAAGAGGACUGCACUGAAACAGAGGCUGCUGCGGACACCAGCAGCUCAGCCUUGAUUCCGACCGACCGGCGCGAUCAAAAUUAUGCAGGUGGCCAAGGAACCAACCUCCACGACAAGGAUGCGACAACCGCCGCGUCAGACCAGUCCUCUACCUUCAACGGCGACCAAGUAACCCCGCCGGAAGUUGUGUCCUCUCCUCGUGCACGAGAACUUCUGCGUGAGAACGCGCUGCGGCUGUUGGCGGAGGUUCACGCGGAGGAGGCUUGUCGGGGACUCUUUUGUUCGCCACAGAAUAACUCUCGCCAGGAGGAGGAAAAAUCGCAACAAGAAGCCGGUGCAGCUUCUAGCAGUGCAACUUCUACUGCUGCUGCUGCUGGUAAUAUUAACGAGCACUCCCUGCCCGGAAGUAUGAAUCCACAGCAACCGACACACUUCUUGCGUCGCCUCCUGGAUGGCGCUGCACGAACCUGCCAAUCCUGUGCGCGGCGACGAGCGACCACUACUUCGUCCGCAGCAGACGUGGAAAUUAUGUUGAGCAGAGACCAGCGGGACCGGUACCACAGGAUUCUCCAAGAAGCGCUGUCGAAACACAAAAACCGGUGGUACGCGGGCACCGCCGCGCAGCAAGAAGAACUGAAAGCGAAUUUAGACAAAGCGUACGACAAGUGGACAAGGGAGCAGUUGCCCGCGUUGAAAAUGAAGGAACAAGGAGAGCUGCAGUACCCUGCGGAGGAACAAGGUGCUGGAAGGAGCGCUUCCACUCCGACGGGGGAUCCUGGCCUCGAGGGAGAAGAUCGCGUUACAUCCAAAGCCUCGAUGUCCUCUUCGUCCUCUUCGAGUGCAACCACCGCAACUGGCGAUGUAUUUCACCAGCGUUCACCGUCUCGAAAAUCUUCUCUCUCGACCGGUUUUGACCUGCUUGUCAAGGUCCAGAACUCUUUCGCCGUAGAAGAUUUUGAGCACGACGCGACCGAAGUACUUCUAGAUGCUCAUUGUGCGCCGGAGCGAAGAAGCAGUAGCGGAAAUGACGCUCCUGACGACGGGCACGACUACACGAUCCGGCUCCCCGGCGGCGCGACCGUUGCGGACGUGAUGGAACAUCUGGAGCAGGACACGCCGAAGAACCGACCGUGCACUUAUGUUCGGAAGUUGUUCCUCCCGGCGCUGACGCAAAUUGAGUACAAAAACGGGACCACGGAGCUGCAGCCGACAAAUAACGCGUUUGGAGGACGGAUGUUGAAUGUGAGGAAAGAAGUAGGUCAAGCAAACGCGUUUUACUACGAAACGGACGAAAAAAACCUCGGGACCCUGCUGAUUCAGCAGCUGCGCUAUCCAAUGCAGCAAAAGCAUCGUACUCGUAUAAAUGCAUUACAAAUUUCCUCAGCAUGAGAAAUAAAACUUGUCAUGCUGGUUUACCUUAAGAAAAAUAUUUGUAAUGCAAGGCUUGCGUUUAUACGUGUACGAUACUUGUGCAAUGCAUAUGCGCACCUCCCCGCGGAUUCUCAUGCAGGAGUACCGCCGAACCGGGCUGGACCUGCUGGAAAGCGAGAACAUUGACGAUGAAAACCUGCCGGUGCUGUAUCUGCGUGAAAUCCACGAACCCCGGCGAAUGGUGCGGGCGAAAAGAAGUAGAGGAGUUGCUGAUGUUGUGUCCUCGCAGGAGGAGGAGGGGGAAAAUUUUACUACAAUAGCGCCGACGUCUCCUCCGCUUGAAACUAUGAAUCUGGGCUAGUACUACCGGUAGAGUACUGAACUUGGUGCAUCGACGACCGACGAUGCAGCUCUUGUAGAUCAGAACGAAAGGAAAUUUACAGCAUCAAGGUAUGCGUUUGCGAAAUGUCUUUAGUAAACCUUGACUUUACUAUGCUAGGUCGUGUACGAUAACGAUUGAAGACUCAAGUGAAAAAAGAAUUCGGCCAGGUUUUGCAAAUUGAGAAUAUUAUUUUCUGCGAAAUAAAAUGAAUGUGUAGCCUACAAUUACAAAGACAAGGACCGUGAUGAAUUCGACACGACCUUCGAACUAGCUGCCGAACUGCGAAAGCGAUUUUUGGUGAUGUGUGACGAAUAAAAGAAGUAGAAGAAAGAACAG